AUGUUCUUCAAUUAUCCUAUCAGUUUGACCUUGGGAGUCGCCUACGUAUCGGCUGUUGUGGGGGCCAAAGCCUUCAUCGCCGCCGAUCGAGCAAUCCAGCAACUCAACCCUCGAGCAGAAUACCAAGGCGGUUGGCCUUUAGCACUUUCCGCUCUGAACACCACGUGCCCUGCGGAGGCUCCUGUGCAGUGCAACAAUGGCGAGGUCAACCCCUCAUGCUGCCCCGCUGGUCAAUUCUGUGUCUGGCCAUCAGGUCUUUUUGCGUUCGCUUGUUGUCCAACAGCUGAUAGCUGUCUCGUUGCGGUGACGAACUUCCCACGCUGUGCGAACACAUCUUGGAAUAUGUUCGAUCAGGGAGGCAGCUACUUCUGUUGCGAACCUGGACAACUCGGUGUCAACCCGAAGACCGGCCUUCCUGACGGACUCUGUGAGCCAGCCGAUCAACCUGUACCUACAUCUCUCCUCGCAUCGAUCGCAACUCAAAUUGGAGGAGCAACUGCGACUUCGGUAGCCAGCAACGCAACUCAAGCCGGUGUUCCAAACCAGACGAAUCCUUCCCUUCCAAACACUUCUACAGACUCUUCUGGAAACGUAAUAAACACCAUCAGUCACUGGAGCUUGGGGAGGAAGAUCGGUGUUGGCGCAGCGGUGGUCAUCGCUUUCGUUAUAUUCCUCGUGGUCGCCUCGCUUAUCCGUCGACGUAGAGCUCGUUUGGCGUACCAGUAUGAAGGCUUCAAUCAGUAUGACGAGUAUGGAAACUUGAUUCAGCAGACCGGAUAUAGGCCUGGAUAUGAGCCUUACAGGAGAACUGACGGCGGCACUGCCAACAACGUCACUGUGAACGUGGUGCAUGGUGAUCAGUCGUCUUAG
Molecule: messenger RNA, 870 nt
Organism: Mollisia scopiformis
Lineage: Eukaryota; Fungi; Ascomycota; Leotiomycetes; Helotiales; Mollisiaceae
Exons: 2
Coding region: 1-870 (289 amino acids)
Source: RefSeq, a predicted model, not a curated record